Molecule: messenger RNA, 6811 nt
Organism: Athene cunicularia (burrowing owl)
Lineage: Eukaryota; Metazoa; Chordata; Aves; Strigiformes; Strigidae
Gene: CBL
Product: Cbl proto-oncogene
Exons: 18
Coding region: 15-2588 (857 amino acids)
Biological process (GO): cell surface receptor signaling pathway; negative regulation of epidermal growth factor-activated receptor activity
Cellular component (GO): plasma membrane; membrane raft
Molecular function (GO): ubiquitin protein ligase activity; phosphotyrosine residue binding; receptor tyrosine kinase binding
Source: RefSeq, a predicted model, not a curated record
AGGGCUGGAAGCUCAUGGACAAGGUGGUGCGUUUGUGUCAGAACCCAAAGCUGGCAUUGAAGAACAGCCCACCCUAUAUCCUCGAUCUGCUCCCUGAUACCUACCAGCAUCUACGAACCAUCCUGUCGCGCUAUGAGGGGAAGAUGGAGACCCUAGGAGAAAACGAGUAUUUCCGUGUCUUCAUGGAGAACUUGAUGAAGAAAACGAAGCAGACCAUCAGCCUUUUCAAGGAAGGGAAAGAGCGGAUGUAUGAGGAGAACUCUCAGCCUAGGCGUAACCUGACAAAGUUAUCCCUGAUAUUCAGCCACAUGCUGGCAGAACUCAAAGGUAUAUUCCCAAAUGGCCUUUUCCAAGGAGACACGUUCCGGAUCACCAAGGCAGAUGCUGCAGAAUUUUGGAGAAAGGCUUUUGGUGAAAAGACUAUCGUUCCUUGGAAGAGCUUCCGUCAGGCCUUGCAUGAAGUGCAUCCCAUCAGUUCAGGGCUGGAAGCCAUGGCUUUGAAGUCAACGAUUGACUUGACGUGCAAUGACUACAUUUCAGUAUUUGAAUUUGAUAUUUUCACACGACUUUUUCAGCCAUGGUCGUCUUUGCUCAGGAACUGGAAUAGCCUAGCAGUGACUCAUCCUGGUUAUAUGGCAUUCCUAACCUAUGAUGAGGUGAAAGCCCGGCUUCAGAAAUUCAUUCACAAACCUGGCAGUUACAUUUUCCGAUUGAGUUGUACACGACUCGGUCAGUGGGCCAUUGGCUAUGUCACUGCAGAUGGGAACAUCCUUCAGACAAUCCCCCACAACAAACCUCUUUUUCAAGCACUGAUUGAUGGCUUCAGGGAAGGCUUUUAUUUAUUUCCCGAUGGCCGGAAUCAGAAUCCUGACUUGACUGGCUUGUGUGAGCCCACACCUCAGGACCACAUUAAAGUCACACAGGAACAAUAUGAAUUGUACUGCGAGAUGGGCUCCACGUUUCAGCUCUGUAAAAUAUGUGCUGAAAAUGACAAGGAUGUGAAGAUUGAACCGUGUGGCCAUCUGAUGUGCACGUCCUGUCUCACUGCGUGGCAGGAAUCAGAAGGCCAGGGUUGUCCAUUUUGCCGCUGUGAAAUCAAAGGCACGGAGCCAAUUGUAGUAGACCCAUUCGAUCCCAGAGGAGGAGGAGGGUUAUCACGGCAAGGGGCAGAAGGAACUCCCUCACCCAAUUAUGAUGAUGAUGAUGACGACAGAGCUGAUGAUUCCCUCUUCAUGAUGAAAGAACUCGCUGGUACCAAAGUUGAGCGUCCUCCUUCUCCGUUCUCAGUAGCUCCACAGGCCACGCUCCCUCCUGUGCCGCCGCGACUGGAUCUCUUGCAGCAGCGAGUGUCCAACCCGCCGGGGGCUUCCAGUCCUGGGACCUCUUCAAAGGCUGCACCUGGUACUCUUCACAAGGAUAAACCUUUGCCGAUCCCACCCACGCUCAGAGAUCUCCCACCACCACCACCUCCGGACAGGCCACAUUCCAUUGGGACUGAAAGUCGACCUCAGAGACGUCCUCUGCCCUGCACGCCAGGAGAUUGUCCUUCGAGAGACAAACCACCCCCCGUGCCCUCCAACCGUCAGGCGGACCUGUGGCCAUCCAGGCCAAUUCCAAAAGCCCCAUCUGUAGCUCUUAGCCCUGGUGACCCUUGGGCUGGGAGAGAACUGUCAAACAGGCACUCGCUGCCCUUUUCCUUGCCCUCUCAGAUGGAGUCCAGGGCUGACAGCCAUCGGCUUGGGAGCACGCUCAGCCUGGACAACCCAGUGAGCUUGAACAGCGCUCCAACAACAACCCCAGAGUGUGAACACCCCAAGAUUAAACCCUCUUCCUCUGCCAAUGCAAUCUACUCCUUAGCUGCCAGACCACUGCCUGUACCAAAACUGCCUCCUGGGGAACAGUCUGAAAGCGAUGAAGACACUGAAUACAUGUCACCAUCUUCUCUGCCUGUGGUGCCUCCAGGUCCUGCUGUACAAAAACCAGAGAUCAAAAUGCCUUUGGAAAUGACUCAGAGUUUACGAGUUUUAGACUGCGAGCAGCAGACGGAUGGCUGUACGUAUGAAGCAAUGUACAACAUUCACUCCCAAGCAGCAUCCUCUGCUUUCGAGACUGUCAGCACUUCUGAUGAAGGGGAUCUGGCAGCAGCCACUGCCAGCAAUGGCCCUGAAGAGUCAGAAAAUGAGGAAGACGGCUAUGACAUCCCCAAACCACCGCUGCCAGUUGCUAUUGCUCGUCGCACACUGUCUGAUAUCUCCAAUGCCACACCUGCCUUCAGCCGAAUGUCUUUGGAAAAUGACCCCAUAACAGGUUUUUCAGAUGGCUCUCAAGUUCCAGAAAGGCCGCCAAAGCCGCUACCACGGAGGAUAAAUUCUGAGCGGAAAGCAGGGAGCUGCCAAACAGGCGGAGCCAGCAGUGGGACCAGUGCGUCACUGCAACUCUCCAGUGAGAUCGAGAAUCUAAUGAGCCAAGGCUACUCAUAUCAGGACAUUCAGAAAGCACUGGUCAUUGCACAUAACAAUAUUGAAAUGGCCAAGAAUAUUCUCCGGGAGUUUGUUUCCAUUUCCUCCCCUGCGCAUGUGGCCACAUAGCACAUUACCUCCACACCUACGACGUCUGUGGACCAACUGCCUGGGCAGCCCUAGCCCAGCUAUGCACCAAAGGGGAAGGGGUUCCUUUAGAGACUUCGCGCUGAGGUCAGUCCUGCCUCUUAAGAGAAUCAGUUAUCAGGUUUUUGUGGUUCCAGAUUUCAAAGCAGUGGGAUGAAAUGGAGCAGAAUGGUGUUUUAUACAGUGUAUGUCUUGGAGUCCUUUACCCCUACCUCUUGUUUGAGAGAACAGAUUUAUUUCCAGGGUGUUGGUAGAGAAAGGUAUCGCGACAAGGGAUCCCCGAGCUGAUGCCCUGGAGGCUGGGGGGAGUGUUUGUGCUGUGAAUUCUAAGUGAAUGCUCUGAGAAACAAAGUCUCGAGGUCAGUGUGGUGUGUCCUGUGGUUCAUGGUACUAGGUUUGGAUCUGUUCGCUGCUACGCGUCUGGCUCAGGCUUUUUAGAGCAGCUGGGAGGUCACUUUCUGCUGGGAAUAAAUAGGAGACCUUGGAAGAAUCUUCCGAUUGCUUCCUGUUUGCCAUGGUGUUUCCCUCUUGCCUGUAAUAAUAGCAUUUGUUGCUUACGAUUCAAAUCCUCCCUUUUUGCCUGGAGAGCGCGUGACUGGCUUCUGUCAGACAUUUUGAUCUUGACAGUGCUGGGAGUUGGAUUCCUCCUCCAUGUCCUCUUGCCGGCAGCACUGGCAGCACCAGAUUUCCAGGCAGCUAGAUGUCCCGAAAGUUUUGCGUGUUUUUGAGGGGUGGGAGAGGGUGGGAAGAAUUUGAGUGAGAGCAAAGAACUGGCUGCUGCUUCUCCUUUUAUAGCCUCGAGCAUUUUGUGCUUCAAUGCUCAGACUUGAUUGUGGCCCUGCUGGGCUCGGGCAGCCGUCACUGGACACUCCCAUGUGCUCUUUCUCUAGGAAUGUUGCACCUGGUAAAUAUGAUGUUUUAUUUAUCUUAAUUGCAUGGUGGCUGUUGCAGACUAGUGGCCUUCACACACAUUCCAUCAUCUCCUUCAGAGAGCUUUUGCAGGAGCCAGCUGUCUUUGUGCCAGGCUGUUUUGUGGAAUCGGUGGGUGCAGCUGAUGUAUUCGCUGGUAUCUUACCUGCUUUGCAGUAAAAAGAAAUGCAGCAGUUCUCUGCAUGGCUAUCAAAACAACAUGGGGUCUCUUUUCCUCCAUUUCCAUUACUCUUAAGGUGUUGCCAGAGCUUGUGUUAAAACAGAUCUGGGAAACUGUAUUUGUCAAACGAUCACGUGGCUUUAAAAGUCAGUACUCAGCUGAAAAAAAAAAACCUGACUUGCGUACUCAGUUACUUAACUCUGUUCGUAUACGCUUGAUGUGCGAGAGACGUGUGGUUCCUUUUGAGACGGUUUAAAUCAAGUAGGGAUACACAGACCACGGCCUGACACACGGACGAGUGCUCGGUGUACGCUGGGGGGCUCUUAGCCUUUGGAAGCAUGUCCAGCAUUAUUUGCAUCUCUCUCGAGGGCAGCAGCAGUCACUAGGCAAGGGGCUGCAGCUUGAAAUAUUGUUGGAGUGGUUGUGGCAGUUGGAUGCAGUUUGGCCUUUUAAAGAAUCUCGUAGCUGGGCUCAGGUCUCGGAGAAAGAGCUCGCAGUUGGCAGAGAGGACUUAGCAAGUAUUAGCAAAGGGAACUGAGCAUAAAAUAUUUUGUUUCUGUAAAGUAUGGGCUUCUCUCUAACUCUACAGCUUUCUAAAUCGAAGCGAUGGGUUCCAGGCAGUUUAAAAGCAUGGACUAUCUCUCUUUACUCCCCUCCUUUCUGUAGUAAAGAAGAUGUUCUCUGGAACCGUGAGAUCUCCUGAGAUACUUGCAGGCCAUCACCGCCGUUGCUGUUGCGGGGCCAGGGCUGAAACAUGCCAGUGGCACCCCCGUAGGUUUAUGUCUGUGAGCACGGUGCUCUGCGGUGGUGCCGAGAGAGGUCGGGCGCAGCCAAGAGCAGGAGCUGGCCUUGGUCAGGGUUGCUGAGUUGCAGAGAAGAAGAGCUGUUCUUCUUCCUCUGCCCACGUGCGCAGCGGUCAGCGGUGUAGUGAGCCAGUCCUGCUCUCUGUGUGUGUGAAGCACUCUGCCAGUUUAUGCCCGGCAGCCUCGGUCAGGCUGCCCGGGGGAGCUUCUGGAGAACAAGCCCCGUGCUGGGUGCUGCAGAGGCAGGAGCGAGGGGCAGCUCUGGUGGUUCUCUCAGUAGAUCUGCAUCCUACACCUGUGAACCUGAGCAACCAGUCCUAGAGUAUGAGACUUACCUGGAGAACCAGGUAAAAACCCUUCUGCGAGGGAGCGCUACGAUUUUAUUUCUCUCAUAUUCUCUCCAGUGCUGCCGCUAGCUCCGUGUCGGGUUUGGAGCCGCUUUGACUUGCUGCGUAAACUCAGCUCAAGUGUGGCGUUGUGACUCUUGCCACUGCCAAGGCUGCGCAAGAGCCAAGUCCAGCUAGAAAGCCUUAACUCUUGUCUUGCACAGCGUGUGUGUGAUCGGAGUACUGAUGCCCUGUCCCAUUCAAGCCCUUUAUUACAGGCUUGUUGCAAUGUUCAAUUAAAUCAUGCCCAGCAGAGCUGUUGCAGGCCUGUCUUUGGGGUUUAUCUGCUGAGAGACGUUCCUCUGGGGGUUGCUCCAGGUAUUAGAGAUUAGAGAGAGCAAUCUUUGUGGCAUGUAUCACUAAUUUUUCUGCAUGUGUCCUUUCUGUGCACUGUUUGUGUCUCGAACUGAUUUAAGAAACUUAAGCCUUGGCUUUUCCUCCUUGGACGUGUAAGCAUUUGCUAGUACCGCUGAAGUGCAGCAGAGCCCUGACUGUGUCUUAUGGCUGCGCUCUGUGAAGUCAAUCCAGGCACUGUACAGUGUCUUUUUCUUGUUGUUCUUUCAGAAAGGUAAGCCUAAGAUUGAUUUCUCUUCUUUUUUUCCCUUCGCCUCUUGAUCUCUAUUAAGAAGUUAACUUUACGAUGCUACUUUAAAAAGAAAAACAAACCCAACCCAAAUGUCUAGUGCCUUUCUUAAGGGAAUGCUGCAUCACUGGGCUGGAUCCGAGCAUCCAUCCCUCUGUGAAAAGGAAGAGCCUGAACUAGACAAGCUGUAAAGAUGCCUUUGAGCGUGGGACUGCUUUGAAAGGGGUAGAAAGAAGGGGCAAGAAAGAUGGGCAGUUGUCACGUCAGCUGUGACACUGUGUUCUGUAGCAUUUCAACUGUGGAGGUUUCCUACUUUACCCGUUACUAACAGUGACUUGUCUGGCCUGGUGCUGUACUAAGCUUGGUGUGAAGACAGUAGAAUCGUAGGACAGGUUUUGCUUGCAACAAAAUACGAGUUCUGCUCAUAAAAAAAAUGCUGGUUUCCCCCCUACCUGUCAACCCUGGACACAAAGCAAGGCGAAAACACUUUGUACGGCCGGAGGUGGGUGGGAAGCGUGUGCGCAGCGGGGAGCUGUGGAGAACAGAGGGCGUCCGGCUGACUCCGUCUGGUCGGUGCCACUGUGCCCGAGUGGGACUCUGAAAGGAGACAGUAUCCUGCCAGGGCUGUGGGAAAACCUUGCCUGUGUGUCCCAGGUGCUGCAGCUUGAGGCGUGGAGCGGCUGUGCUGGGAACCCGCCGACUCGGUUGGCUCUGCAGAGCUUUCCUGCGUCCCGCGCGGAGCCCUCGCCCUGGGGGAGCCAGCCAGGCCCCCAGUACAUCAUGGGCUUCCUGCACUGGGCCCAUCACAUUACUGUAGCUAAUCCCCAGGCAGGGUCAUUACUGUAAAUGUUUUUGUUCAGUUGAGCAAGAAAAAAUGCAACUCCCAGGGCACUUUCUUAAAGGUGCCGCUUUAAAAAUUAGUGGGAAAUAAGGACACUUAUUUUUCAAGUUCCUAAUAGAAAUCUUUUUUGAAAUUCCCAGUGGGGGAGGAACAGUAGUUCUUUCUCUUGAAUGACAAAUACCAAUUUGUAUAAUAUCAGUGUUAAAAAUGUUGAGAUUUUCACAAAAUAUUUUAAAAAAGUAUAAUAGUGUCAUUAAUAUAAAAAUAUAAUAGCAGUAUUUAAUCCUUUCAGAUCUGUAAAGAAUAAGGAAAAACAGAAGGUAAAUAUUCUUACAGAGAGUAGCUGAGCUUUAAGGUUCACUUGGUUUAAAGUCCUCAUUUUGUUUGCAAAUGCAUUGUUAAUGUUUAGAGGUUAUACUAAUGUUAUUUAUUAAUUGUUUCCAUUCUUGUAUGCUGCCCACUAAGAGCUUCUUUGUUUGGGAUUUCAUUCACCUGUGUCAGU